Planococcus citri (citrus mealybug) is the source of this 1898-nucleotide messenger RNA. RefSeq names its product ras association domain-containing protein 8 (gene RASSF8). The transcript is spliced from 10 exons. The record is from RefSeq and is a predicted model, not a curated record. Gene Ontology annotation, biological process: signal transduction. The coding region runs from base 221 to 1729 and encodes 502 amino acids. NCBI's taxonomy places the organism in Eukaryota, Metazoa, Arthropoda, Insecta, Hemiptera, Pseudococcidae.
AAUUUGCACUCGAUGAAAAUUAAUCACUGUAGAAUUAAUUAAAUAGAAAGUGACGAUUAGUUUUUUAAAAUAAGAAAUUGAUCGCGGGUUGUUUCGAUCAAAAAAAUCUAUCGUCGGGUUCUAAUUUCAUCAAUGGUGCUUCUGGGUGUGCUAUGUUUCGUGUUAGAGAAGUCAUUUCCUAGUUAAAAGUUACUUCAAAACACUUCAACUUUCAAGUACCAUGGAAUUGAAAGUCUGGGUCGAGGGCAUUCAAAGAAUAGUUUGCGGUGUUACCGAAGAUACGACGUGUCAAGAUGUGGUUUAUGCUCUAGCUCAUGCAACUGGACGUACUGGUAGAUUUACUCUAACCAAGAGAUUGCGAAAUGAAGAAAGACUGCUGGCUCCCCACGAGCAUCCCCUGAAGGUGCUAAUGGAAUGGAAAGAACAUUUGAACAGCGUUCAGUUCAUAUUACAACAUUCGAAAUCGUCUCAAGCGACACCUUCGUUGAACAUAGCAUCACCAAUAUCGAGUCCAAAUAAUUUACAAACGUUGUCGCCAGAAAGAAACAAAGACGUUCGUAAAUCAUUAAACUUUCCUCUGAAUCAUCGUACAGAUAACGUAGGCAUCGUUAAAGGAAUACCGAAACGAAGUUCGCCUGAAAUAAAGCCUGAUCCUACGGUAAAGAUACAAGACAGAUCGUUUACAUCUAGUCCCAAUUCGAAGGUUUCGUCUCCCAUUGCCAAGUCGAACGAGAACAAUAUUCCAUCACCAGGUAGUCAGAAUUUCAGUUACAGGAAAACCCCACCUUCGUAUCGAGAUCCGCCCGGUCCAAACACACCCUACAGAGCGUUGCCUCCCUAUAGGGAACCUCCACCACCUGUUUCCGGUUCCAAAACAUCGCCCAAGUUUACUUCGACCGAUACUAAUUUCAAAACUACACCGAAACGUAAUCUUACAAAGGAUCACCAAAAUGAGUCUGGAAAUAAUUCCUUGAUUUACUCGUCGCAAUAUCGCGAUCUAGUGCAUUUAAUAAACUAUCAAAGAGAUCAAUUAUCCGCCCAACAGGCCGAAUUAAGCAAAUACGACGCGGAAAUAAUUUACUGGGAAACGAAAACGCGAGAACAACAGCAUCAAAUGGAUAUCCUAGCGAAAGAGGUGGCUCGUGUAGACGCGACGUUGAAACAAGUCGACGAACAGCUUCGAUCUGCCGGACCAGUCGAAGAAGAAAUGGAAAUUGUCAAGCAACAAGAUAGAACGUUGAAAUCCGAAUUAACAUUGUUGCGUUCCAAAUUAGCCAAUUGUGAAACGGAAUUAUUACUUUGCAAAAAUAAAAUAAGAUUACUUCUCGAUGAAAUUAAAAUGGAACAGAGAAUUUUGGCUAGAGAAAGUGAAGAACGGAAUCAUAUCGAGAAAUCUAUGCUGGCCGAAAUAGAAAGACUGCAGCAACAAGUAGAACAAGCUAAGCAUGAUGCCGAAAUGGCUGCUCAGAUUGGCGAUACUUUGCAUAAAGAAGUGGCAGUCUUGGAAGCGACCAUAAACGAGAAAAAAAGGCAAGUCGAAAAAUUAGUAUCCGAUAUGAAAGAAGCUAAUCUGCAAUCGUUGGCCAUAUCACCUCCGGAAGAACUAAAGAUGAUAUUAGAAGGUGCUCAAUUCUCGAAACCAGGCAGUACGCGGAAAAUGAUCGGUUCCCCGAGACAGUUGGAAAACGCGGUACCAACGAGUAAAAAUCCUCACGGCGUUUGGGUAUGAUGAAAUAAACAAACGUCACACGAAGAGGAUAAUCUUUCAUGACAGCAUUAACAACCACGCACGUGUUUCCGGUUCCUGUUAUGUACCUGUGCCCUUUGAAAACACAAAAUCCUACAAUAAUUACGAGAGUAUACUCGUAUUAUAAACCCGGUUAUACGCGGAUUAAAUG